GUUUCUUCAGGCUCUCUUUUCGCAACAAAGGAUAGCGGGGAGAAGGGAAAGACCGAAAGACCAAAAGAUCUUCUCUCCUGGUUGCCGUUAAUGGCGGGGACCAAACAUAAAGGUCCCCCGUCGACUUCAGAGAGGGUUAACGGAAGGGUUUGGCUCUACCUGGUUCUACUUACCUUGCAAUAUGGAGCGCAGCCUUUGAUUUCAAAACGUUUCACUAGGCGUGAAGUUAUUGUGACUUCAUCAGUACUUGCAUGUGAGAUAGCAAAGGUUAUUUGUGCAUUGAUUCUCCUGGCAAAAGAAGGCAGUCUAAAGAGAAUAUGCAAAAAAUGGACAUUGACUGGUGCAUUAACUGCAUCAGGCCUUCCAGCAGCUAUUUAUGCAUUGCAGAAUAGUUUAUUGCAGAUUUCUUACAAAAACCUUGAUUCUCUGACAUUCUCAAUGCUCAACCAGACAAAGUUAUUCUUCACAGCAUUGUUUACAUAUCUCAUAUUGAGGCAAAAGCAAACAAUUCAACAAAUUGGGGCCCUUGUCUUAUUGAUAAUUGCUGCUAUUCUCUUAAGCAUUGGUGAGGGCUCUGGCAGAGGAUCUAGUGGCGGUAACCCUGAUCAAAUUUUGUUUCAUGGAAUUGUUCCUGUUUUGGUUGCUUCUGUUCUCUCAGGCCUGGCAUCUGCUCUCUGUCAAUGGGCUUCUCAGGUGAAGAAACAUACCUCCUAUUUAAUGACUGUGGAAAUGUCAAUAGUUGGAAGCUUGUGCUUGUUGGCAAGUACCUAUAAAUCACCAGAUGGAGAAGCCAUCAGAAAGCAUGGAUUCUUUUAUGGUUGGACUGCAUUAACACUGAUACCAAUCAUUUUCAAUGCUGUUGGUGGAAUACUAGUUGGACUUGUUACUGCCCGCGCUGGUGGUGUCCGAAAGGGGUUUGUGAUUGUUUCCGCACUGCUGGUAACAGCCCUGCUUCAAUUUAUUUUCGAUGGCAAACCACCUUCAUCAUACUGUCUUUUGGCCUUGCCGCUUGUGGUCAGCAGCAUUUUUAUCUAUCAGAAAUACCCAUACAGGGUAAAAAAGAAGGAAUCUUAAACCGUCAUUGUCACCCCCGCAAUAAAGGGAAGGAAUGUGCUUCCCAAAAUGUUAAAAGAGCUAGCUGUGGCUUACCGUGUAUUAAUUAUUCUGAUGAAUGGGGAUCAUGGAAUUUUGAAAUAUGCACUCCACAUGACAAACACAGGAAAUUGCUAUUUGUGUACUGUUGGCCUUUGUCAGGAAAUUUGCCUAGUAACAUGCUUGCUUUUAUGAAUU
This is a messenger RNA of Nelumbo nucifera (sacred lotus), 1290 nucleotides long. RefSeq names its product Nucleotide-sugar transporter family protein. Lineage: Eukaryota; Viridiplantae; Streptophyta; Magnoliopsida; Proteales; Nelumbonaceae. Gene Ontology annotation, biological process: pyrimidine nucleotide-sugar transmembrane transport. The record is from RefSeq and is a predicted model, not a curated record. Gene Ontology annotation, cellular component: Golgi membrane. Gene Ontology annotation, molecular function: pyrimidine nucleotide-sugar transmembrane transporter activity.